Vanessa atalanta (red admiral) is the source of this 10074-nucleotide messenger RNA. RefSeq names its product centromere-associated protein E-like. The record is from RefSeq and is a predicted model, not a curated record. The transcript is spliced from 28 exons. The coding region runs from base 140 to 9175 and encodes 3011 amino acids. Gene Ontology annotation, biological process: microtubule-based movement; mitotic cell cycle. NCBI's taxonomy places the organism in Eukaryota, Metazoa, Arthropoda, Insecta, Lepidoptera, Nymphalidae. Gene Ontology annotation, cellular component: microtubule. Gene Ontology annotation, molecular function: microtubule binding; ATP binding; plus-end-directed microtubule motor activity.
UAUAAUCCGUAUUCCGUAAAUUAUUUCAACUAAAAGCAAGUAUGGGAAUGUUAACUCUAUAUUAUUGUGACAUCUUAAUUUAAAUAAGUAAAUGUACCUUAAUAUAUUUAGUUGAUAAUAAGUUAUAAUUUAAUUGAAAAUGAGUGAUAAUAUCAAAGUUGUUGUCAAAGUCCGGCCACUUAUUUCCCGUGAAAUAGAUGACAAGCUUGGCUACCAAUGGCGCGUAAACAAUAAUACACUCUAUCAAAUAGAUCAAAAUGGAAAAGAUUGUGGACAAUAUUAUACUUUUGACAAAGUAUACGAUAAAGAUACGAAAACUGGUGAUGUAUAUAAUGAUAUUGCGAAACCCAUUGUCGAAGCUGCGACUGCUGGAUUCAAUGGCACCAUUUUCGCAUACGGCCAGACUUCUUCAGGCAAAACCUACACCAUGGCUGGCACUAAAGAGGCACCCGGUAUAAUACCGCUGGCUGUUAUAAAUUUAUUUGAUAUUAUAAAAAAUAUUCCAGACAGAGACUUCUUAGUGAGAGUGUCUUAUGUUGAAAUAUAUAAUGAAACAUUAACAGACUUACUAGAUUUGAGGAAGAAUAUUAAAAUAAUGGAGACAUUACAAGGUGUUAAAGUUGACGCUACUGAAAAAGUGACCACAUCACCUGAGGAAGUGCUAGAAGUUAUGAGAACGGGUAAAGCCAAUAGACAAACCGGUGCAACAAAUAUGAAUGAAGAAAGCAGUAGAUCACAUUCCAUCUUUCAAAUUACCAUAGAAUCGCGUGAACAUAUCGAAGGUGAAGAAGAAGUGGGUUCAGUGAAUGUAUCUCAGUUAAAUCUCGUUGAUCUGGCUGGGUCUGAACGAUCUGGUCAAACAGGAGCUACAGGCAUACGUUUUAAAGAAGGCACACACAUAAACAAGUCCUUGUCUUCACUAGCCUUAGUUAUUAAGCAAUUAUCAGAAGAUCCCAAUAAGCAUGUAAACUACCGUGAUAGUAAACUAACACGAAUACUUCAAAACUCCCUCGGGGGUAAUGCUAAAACAAGUAUUAUUUGUGCAGUGACCCCUGCUGCCGUCGAGGAAACAAUAUCUACAUUACAAUUCGCUAACAGAGCUAAAGCAAUCAAAAACAACCCGGCAGUUAACGCCGUGGCCACCAAUGUGACAAUGAUCCAGACGUUAACAAAACAAUUAUCAGCACUUAAGACUCAACUCGAGAGCAAAAAGAAUGUCGAGCAAGAUAACUACAACCUACAAAAGCAGAUAGGUGGCUUACAAAGAUUGAUCCUGAAUGGAUUCGCCCAAAGAAGCAGCACAGAUCUCAGCGGAGCUCGAAGGAAACUCCUUCAGCCGAGACGAGUUACAAUAUCAACGUUGCAUCCAAUACAAGAAGAUCCAGUUCCGUCAAUACCAAAGUUUUGUACUCCCAGUUUAAAAUAUAAUCCUAUGUCAAUAGCGAGCGCAUCAGACUUUGUACCUAUUCAAAACGUAUCGAGUCUACCGAGUGUGUCAGAAGAGCUGCGUCUGAUCACUCCUCCACCGACUGAAAGGAAGGUCAAUUUUAAUAACGAAAUUAUUGAAAUAGAUAGCGAUGACGACAACUCAACAGACAUACAGACUUGUUCGCCAUAUCACAAAUGUUACCAGUCAUCAAAAACUCCACCUUGUGUUCUUAGAAAGAAUGCUAAGUUAGCAGAGAAGAAUUUUAAAGACAUUGUUGAACUGACAGAGAGAGAAAAGAUAUACACACCUAAUAUCGUUGAACUAAUGGAAAAGUUGGAAAGCAAAUCAACAAGGAUAGCAAAGUUGGAAGACGAAAUUCAUAAACUUGGUAGAUUGAGUAAUGACAAGGAUUUAGAAAUGGAAAAGCUUAAGUGUAAUAUUACUAAAAUGGAAGAUGAAAUAAAAAACGUGACUUCUGCGAAGGCAGAUCUUGAAGCAGUAUGUAAGGACUAUAACACGAAACUAACAGAUUGGGAAGUCAGUUACGAGACCUUGAAGAAAAAGGCCAAAACUAGAGAAGAUGAACUACUUUCUCUUUUGCAAGAACAUGAAGCUAAGAAAAAAUAUGAGAAAAUUGGUAAAUUAGCAUCAAAAGAAAGAGAAUUAACAAGCUUCAUGGACCUGUCCAGAGAUAUAUCUUUAGUCAAUAGUGAUAUUGAAAACAGUAUUAUAAAUAUAGAAGAAGGAACGACAUUUCAAGUUCACCAUACAAAAAAUAAUGAUAUUGAACUAUCUGUCCAAGAUCAAACAAUUUUAGACUUAAAAUUAGAUUUACAGUCACAAAAAUCAAAAAUAGACAGCUUAGAAACUAUAAACAAAGAAUUACAGGAAAUCAUUUCUAGUUACAAAGAAAAACUUACGGACUUAGAAAAUGAAAAUUCUUUACAUAUAUCAACCAUUGAUAAAUUAAAUAAUAACAUUGAAAGUCAAAAAACAGUAUUAGAAACAAUUAAUGCGGACAUUGAUUCCUACAAUAGUGUAAUUCAAGAGUUGCAAAUUAAAUUAGCUAAAAAGGAAAAUGUCACUGAAAACGUUGACUCUGAGUUAGAAGCAAUGAUAACAAAGGAGGAAAUGUUCAUAGCAAAUAACGAAAACAUUAAAAAUAUUAUACAGUCACUAAAAGCUGCCCUCUAUGCUCGAAACGAAGAGAUAAAAGAAUUAAAAUCAUCUCUUGAUAAAGGCAAAACACAAGAAAUGUAUACUAUGGAAGAAGAAUGUGAAAACAAGAAAAAAGAAAUUUCUAUACUCACACAAGAAGUUGAACGCCUGAAAACUCAGUCGAAUGAAAAUGUCGGUAUUUUUGAUAAAUUACUUGAAGAAAAAAAUAACUUGUUACAUAUGGAACAGCAGCUUCAAAUAAAAAAUAAUGAAAUCCAAAAAGAAAAGGAAUUGCUUGAUGAAACAAUUGCACAACAUAUAAUUGAAAUAAAGGAGUUAAAAAAUUGUAAAGAACAAUUGAAUAUUCAUUUAGAAGAAAAAGACCGAGAAAUAUUAUCUGUUAAAGAAAGUAAAGACAAGGAAAUAAGAACUAUGUCAUUAAAGAUUAUAGACUUAGAAGAGAAUAUCAAAGUAAAAGACGAAAUUAUUACAUCACUACAAAAACACGAAAUUGAUAAUCAAGAAAAUCUAAAUAAAGUCCAAUCAAAUAUACACAAAUUCAACAAAAUAAUGGUUUUAUUCACAGGAAAUAUACUAGCAGUCCCAGAAAAAAUAAACGAUUUAGUUUCAGCGCUUAAUACAUUAAGUGAUAAUUUAUCGUCUUUGGAGACGCUCGCCACAGACACUAUCACACAAAAAAAAAUAGUAGUUACUUUAUUAGAGCAAAGAGAAACAGAAUUAGGACAUCUUCAAUCACAUAUUAAUGAUCUCAGCAAAGCUGUAGAUUGUUUUUAUAAGGAAUAUGAAACCUUAACGGGUAUUAAUCACAAAAACGGAACAUACAGUAAAGAUUCAAACGAACCGCAAAAUAUAAAUACAAAUUCCAUCGAAAGUUUAAAAAGUAACAUAAUGAAUCUCAUUGCUGUUAUAAAAUUGACGCAAAUUAGCAUUAAUCAAACUUUACGUGAUAAAGAAACAGAACUACAUGAAUUAAAUUCAAAGUAUGAAAGUAAAGAAAUAGAACUAGAAAAAGAAUGCGAUAAAGUUACAAAAUAUAUGCAGGAAAUCGAAGAUUUAACAAAAGAACGGGAUAACUUAUUACAAAAUAUUCUACGGAAAAUCACAGUAUUGACAUCUGAAUGUAAUGUCGAAAAUACUUUAUCCUGUCAGUUUAGCAGUAAUCCUCAACAUGUGUAUGAACAAAUUAUUUUAACUUUGGAUAAAAUAGGCAACCAUAUAUCCAUGUUAAAUUCAGUACGUGAAGCAAAAUACGACAACAUCGAAAGCACAUUAUUGGAAGCUAAAACUGAAAUAAUGAAAUUGACAGAAGAAAAUAUUAAAUUAAUUCAAGAUAUUUCAAACUUAGAAAGCAGCAAUAAAACAUUAACAAGUGAUAUCAAAAAGAUUCAAGAUGAUAGUAAGAGCUUAACAAUAGAUUUACAAAUAAGUCAUAAUCUUAUAAACCAGAUGCAACAAGACUUGACAACAAAGAGCAGUGAAAUAGAACUUGUGGAAGCGAAAGCUAUAGAAUGGAAGGAAAAGUUUACAAAUCUCGAACUUAUAAAGAAACAACAAAUAGAAUUGUUAGAAAAUGAAAAUAUAGAACUCAAGUCCAAAUUUUCGGGAUUACAAUUACAAAAUAGGCAAGAGUAUACUACGGCAUCUUUAAAAUCAAAUCAACAUUCCACAAAGAAGUCCAAUGUUUAUACAGACAUUAACUCACCACCCAGUCUACUAAAAAUUUGCUGUGAAAGCAUAAUUGAUGCGUUUUCGCCUAAUGAAGAUGACGAAACAAUUAGUUCUGCAAGCUCUUCUAUAGACGAAAUUAAAAAUAGACCUUGCGUUAUGAAAAUAUCCCAAUGUGAAAAAGACUUGGACAUCUUGAAAGACAGCAAUAUGAAAUUAAUGGUAAAACUAAAACAAUUAGAAAAUGAAAACGAAUAUCUUAAUAAGGAACGAAAAGAAGUACAAAAAGAGGUACAGUUACUUGUAGAAAAUAUAUACGAAUUACAGAAAAAAAUAGUUAAUCAUCGAACUAAUUUGUCCACUUUGACCGCAACUACGUAUGCUGAAAAUAGGUCUUUAAGCUCUCAAGUAAAAUUCUUGCAACAUCAUCAUAAUAGAUUCCAUAUCGUAUGCCAAAGAGAUAUACCAGAUUUUAAAAACCAAUUGCAGGAUCUGCUAAUUUUGUUAAAAUCGGAACAUUUAGGCAAACUAAAUGAGAGUUUAAAACGCUAUUCACUUCCAAAUGCAUUAGAGACAGUUGCGUUACAUUCGCCACUCAUAAACGAGUCGAUGAUUGAUGGUGAUCUUUUAAUGUUAGAUACCAACGUUACUUUAACCACUUGUGAUAAUACUCUAAUUUCUCAUGAUCAAACAUGUUUUGAUGUAACUCAGGUUUGUACGUAUAAUGAGGUAGCAUGUCAAACUAAUACUACUGAAAUUUCUAACAGUAAUUUGUCAUAUCCUCAGAUGAAUGUACAAUCGCUUGAUGAGACCAAAAUAUUAAAGACUUUAGAAUCUCUCAAGAAAGAAAAUCAAAAGUUACGGGAUGUUGUUGAUGAAUAUUUGCAAAAUAAAAAAUCCAAAUGUCUAUCAGAUGCCCAAAGUAGUCCCAUUAAAAUAUCUGUUAAAUGUAAUGAUCCUAUUGAAAAUAGUCAAGAUCUAGAGUCAUGUAAUAACUGUACGCAUAUUUUAGAAAAAAUGAAAAUUCAAAAAGAAUCGUACGAAAGUGAAAUUGAGUUAAUGACAAUUAAAAUGACGGAUCUUGAAUCACAAAAAGUUGAUAUUGAGACGAAGUACCAAAAUCUAUCUUUAGAAAUUCCUUCAUCCGAACUGUUAAUACGCAAAUUAGGUACCUUAGAAAAAGAUAAUUGGCAAAAACAAAAUGAAAUUGAUAAACUAAAUUCCACAUUAGAUAAAAAAUGUGCAGAACUUAAAACCUUGCAAGAAGAAAAUGAUCUUUUAUCGAAUCAAAUAAUUGAAAGUAUUUCUGAGGUAGAUGACCUUAAAAAGGAACAUGAUUUAUUAAAAGAAAUAAAUAUUAAUCUAAAUGAUAAGUUUUCUCAGCUAGAGAGAGAAAUCGAGCAGUUAAAGUAUGAGAACUCUACUGAAAGGCCAACGACGUGUAUGGAAUGUACAGUUAAAAAUGAAAUUAUAAGCACUUUAAAGAGCAAUGUCACAAAUUCCCACCAAAAAUUAGACAGAAGCUAUAGCGAUUCCGAUAGUUCAUCAAGGUAUAACAAAAUCUGUACGUUACAAAAUGAGUUACAUGCCGGCAAAGAAGAUUGCAUAGAAUUAAAAGAACAAGUCACUACAAUUAAAAACCACUUAGAGCGUAGUAAUCUAUCUAUGGGUCAUGCUAUGGAUUUAGAUGACAGCAUUGGCGAUUCACAUAUAUGUUCGUUUAAUGAAGAUUUCGACAACAUUAAGUCGAACAUUAACAAGUAUAAUAUGCCUGACAUCCCAGAAGAACGUCCUUUAGAUAACCAUACAAUAGAUAAACUUGAUUGUUUUAAUUUCUAUCUUGAAAAAACAGCUGCGGAUAAAAAUACUCUAAACUGUGAUGGUAAAAUAAUAGAUGUCAUGAAAAUGCUGUAUGAAAAUAUAGAAAAUAAACAUGCAAAUGAAAUUGAAAAUUUAAAUAAUAAAUUAAAAGAUUUUGAAGAGUCUAAAACCGAAAUUCAAAUGCAAUUAAAUAAAAUGAGCAUAGACCAAACAAGAAUUACUAAAGAAUUAAAAGAAAAAGACGCUUACUUCGAAACAUUAGCUAAUAUAGUUUCUCAAAUACGAAAUAAUAUCGAAAGUAUAAAAAGUGUAGAAUUUGACGAUAUAGUCAAUGAUUUUAGUGAUAAUGUUUUGAUGAAAGUUGAUAAAGAAUUUGGUUUUACUAGUACUGAAAUAUUUAAAUUUAUAAUACAACAGAUAAAUGUAAAACAAAGAUCUGAAAUAACAAAAUUAGCCACGGAUAAUGAACAAUUAAAUAAUACUCUUAAACAAAAAGCUGAAGAACUUGAAUGUCUUCAAGAAAAUUUAUCUGCAAUGAAAUUAAAUCUCACUGAAAAAGAAACUAAUCUCGAUUUGCUGCAAAGGCAAAGAGAAAAAAUACAUGAAAUCAGUGCAGCUGUUACUCUAGACAUUGUUACAAGAGAGAAGGUAUUAAAAGACCAAGUUAUUAAAAAUUACGAUAAACUUUUAGAAAGUAAAAUAAUAGCCAACCAAAAUGUAGAUAUGGCAUUACCUGCGAUGGAAAUAAUUAACUUAAUAUUUGAAGAUAUUUUUAAAAAUCAUGAGAAAUUAGGAAUUGAAAAACACGCCCUUGUUUUAAAGAUGAACGAAUUAAAAGAAAUCUUAGCCGUAAAAGAAAAAGAUUUACAAAAACUAAAGGCUGAGUUUGAAGACCUUAACAAAAUGUAUAACAAAAAAGAAAAAGAACACAGCAUUAGUGUAACAACUGUAAACAAAUUAACCGAAGAUAUUUGUACAUUAAAAGCAGACAUUUCAAAUAAAGAUGCCUUGAUUACGUCCUUAAAAAGUAAAUUCGAAGCAGUUAAUAAUAAUAUGCAAUAUGAAGUACAAGUAAGAGAACUUCUUCAAUCAACUGCAACUUUACAACAAGAAAUAGAUAAUUUGAAAUCUAUUAACGAUAUAAUACUAAAAGAAAAGAAAACGUGUGCAGAAGAAUUGGAAAAUGCGACUGCAAUAAUUAGACAGAACAAAAUCGAUUUUGAGAAAUUGACAUCUGAUAUUCUGUUACUUAAGGAUACAAUUAAGAAGAAUUCGAUAGUCACUGAAAAUAUGAAAUUAGAAUCAGAGAGAUUGUUGAAGGAAAAUUCAAUAAUACAAAAUCAAUUAGAAGAAAAAUGUAAAGAAUAUUCUCGCAUGGAAGACAACAUAAAAAAACACCAGAAAACUGCAGAGAUACAAAGCGGAAUUAUAAUAAGAUUAAAAAAACAAAAACAAGAAGAUGAAACACUGUGUCUUGAAAAAAAUAAUCAAAUUGACAAAUUGACCCAAAAUUGCAAGAUACUAGAGACGCGAGGCCAAGAGUUGAAAAAUGAAUUACAAUCGUCUAAAGAAAAAAUUGAGGAGUUAUUAAUCUCCAAACAACAAUUGGAGACGCGUAUAUCUGAAUUAGAAGCGAAUGUCAAUACAAGGCCACGCUUAUCUAUCGAUACCAUGGCAGAUACUACGAGAAGGAGGCGUCAGAGUAUCCAUGACUCUAAACGAUUAUUUUCAGACGAUGAAGAGCAUCUGAAAAUGGAGGCUGUAUUCAAAUCUUGUGGGAAAGUUGAUGACUUAUUUAUGGAUGUUGAUGAAAAUUCUUCUAACAGAAGCACUCCCAUUAGGUUGAGCAGAGGACGCGAUAGUCUCCCUUUGAAUCACGAUCAGGGCGAGCGGGACGACGAGCGGCCCGACCGCGUGCAGGCCGCGCGCCGCCGCCGCCAGAGCGCACACGACCUGCGCCGCGCCGCGCACGACAACUCCCGUGAACCUUCGCAAAACAACAGUAUGGAAAGUGAAGUUACUCAACUAAGGAAACAACUAUCAAGCUGUCAACAAGAGCUGGAAGAGCUAAAGGAUAAAUACAAAGAGUUAGACGAAGAGUGCGAGACAUGUGCUGAAUAUUUGAAAGAACGUGACGAACAGUGUCUACGGUUAAAGAAGGAAAAACUUGCUCUAGAGAAAACGGUUGCUGAUUUAAAAGAAAAAUUAACGAAUAGCAAUCCAAGUGAUAUUACUACAAAUGUAAAAAAAAAUCUAGUUAAUGCUUCAGUUAAAACUGAUGAAGAUUGGGUAAAUCUUCAUUCCGUGGUCGUGGACAGAAUGUCAUAUGACAUGGAAGUAGAAAAGAACAAGAAAUUAAUGAAAACCGUCGAAGAGCUCCGCUUCAACAAGCAAGACCUGAAAAAGACUAUUGCCAAGAUGCAAAAAGCUUUAGAGAAAAAUAAUGUAAAAGACAGUAAGGAAUUGGAGACUAUGAAAGAUGAGCUGUCAGCUUGUAAACAUGAGUUAGAAGAGUUGAAGGUGAAAUACAAGGAGCUCGACGAAGAGUGUGAGACUUGCGCUGAAUAUCUGCGAGAGAGGGACGAGCAGUGUCGGAAGUUGAAGGAAGCUAAAGCUGCUUUAGAGUUAAAAUUACAAGAGUAUCACGACCUUAGCAACAUAACGCAUUCCGUUCGUAAGAAGCGCCAGAAUCUCCACGACAAAAACCGUACCUCCAGCAUUUCGCUCAUUGACGCCGCCACACUCACCGACGACGACUUACUCCAACAACAAGUUGAAAAAAAUACCUCCUCGCUUCGGCCAUCGGAUGAUACGCACGCAGAGAUGAGACGCCUCAAAUCGGCUUUGGAAAAGUUAUCACAGCAGAAAGUUGCAUUAGAACAUCAGCUACUGGUAGCUUCGGCCAACCCACUGUAUGUAGCUACAGGAAGUGCGAUUAUCCAGAACCAACAACUAACCGAUGUUAUGAAAGAAAAUCAAAAACUAAAGAAGAUAAACGCGAAAUUAGUUACCAUUUGUAAGAAACGCGGCAAAGCACAGAUUGACGCUAACAGAGAAAACGAGGAUCCAUUGAACAAUUGAAACGAACUCUUAAUAAUAUUAUUUAAUACUCAAUUUUAUUUCAUUGUUAAAUUUUGUAAUAACAAGAAGCUGGAUUUUUUGUUUUAAUUUUUUAAACGAUCUAAAAUGAUCAUUUCUUUUAAUAAUACCAUUGAAGUUUUCAUUUAGCCUUGCAUAAUAAUAUGUUGAUUCUAAACGAAAAAUUAAAUCUUCAAUAAAAGACUGAAAUGCUAUGACGACAUUCCAUAAGCAUUUACUACUAAUAUAAUAAGGUUGAUAUUGAUCUAAUAAUAUAAUAAUUAAUUAACAUAAAUACAAUUGUAGCAAAACAUGACAUAACCUAAACAAAGUGCAUACAAUACUUUAUGCUACUUGUAAAUGAUUUAUAGUUUAUUACAGUAAUAUGUUAUAGAAUACUCUCUUUUACCGAUCUAUUCAUAAAAUGAGCAAGGACAUUAUUAAUCAACAUUUAUUGUUUGUUUGAAAAUACUAAUCAAUAACUUUUAAAUAUGACUGAAUGUUAAAAAAGUUUUUGGCCAUUUGACUCUGGUGCCAUUUUGAAACACUGAAUAUACUUGUAUAAUAUUGAAACGUACUUAUUGAUACGGGUGCCUGAAUAGUAACUAAACAUAAGUUUUCAGAAUUGUAUAUUUUCAUUAGAUUGUAAAUUUAUAGCUUACAAAGCCUAACGUCCAAAAUUAGUUAGUAUUACUAACAAAGUACCUAUAGAAAAUCGCUUACGAAGUUAAUUCAAAUUAUUAUUAUUAUUUUUUUCAGUUAUAAAAUUAAUUUUAUACUUCAGAAAUAAUUAAUAAAUUAUGCACAAAGCUAUGCCAAAAUAAGAUAAAGCACAUGUAUAUUAUUUGCCUUAACAAUGUUUAUUAAUAAGAAUAUAAUUAAUUUGUUUUUAAAAGAAUGGU